This is a messenger RNA of Phytophthora sojae, 3297 nucleotides long. RefSeq lists its product as hypothetical. The transcript is spliced from 6 exons. The record is from RefSeq and is a predicted model, not a curated record. Bases 1 to 3297 code for a protein of 1098 amino acids. Gene Ontology annotation, biological process: phosphatidylinositol dephosphorylation; G protein-coupled receptor signaling pathway. Gene Ontology annotation, cellular component: membrane. Gene Ontology annotation, molecular function: G protein-coupled receptor activity; phosphatase activity. NCBI's taxonomy places the organism in Eukaryota, Oomycota, Peronosporomycetes, Peronosporales, Peronosporaceae.
AUGAGCGGCGCCACCCUCGACGCGGGCCUCGGCGCGGCGCUCUCGGAUGCGGAGGAGGCGCGGCUGCAGCUGGCCGGCUACUUGUCCUGCGCGCUGUCGGUGGCCGGCACGCUGUACGUGCUCGCGCACUUCGGCUGCGGCAAGCCGCGGCGCCAGGACGCGGCCGCGCAGGCGCAGCUGCCGCAGCAGUACCGACGCCGCGGCCCGCGCGCGCGCAUGGACUUCAUGGACAAGCUCGUGCUCGUGCUGGCGCUCUUCGACCUGGUCACGGUGGCCGCGCGCGCGGUGGGGCGCAGCGUCAUUCACGACCGCGCGCUGUGUCGAACCCAGGCCGCCGUGAUCCAAGCUGCCAAUCUGGCCAGCUGCAGCUGGAUCUGCUGCAUGGCCUACAACCUCUACCGGUGGAUCGCCGGAGGCGAGUCGGACGCCACGCGACAAAGAAGAUUUCCACUUUUCCUGGCCGUUGCAGUGGUGCCCGGCGCGGGUUUUGUUGUCUUCCACUUAAUGACGAACAAGUAUGGCGACGCGACGUUCUACUGCUGGUUGGACGAGAUCCGCUACAUGUUCCUCAACUUCUACCUCUUCUAUCUGCUCAUGAUCGUCUUCAACUUCGUCCUGCUGGCGCUCAUCCACUUCAACAUGAAGCAGCGCGUCGCUCGGCACGAUACCGUGGAGGCAGACACCUCUUCCAUGCUGAUUCGGCGUAAACUCCUGCUCUACAUUGUCGUGUUCAUCGUCCACCGCACACCAAUGAUGAUUUAUCGCAGUAAAAGAACGAAAGACGCGCCGUUGCCCCGUGAUUGCGAGGCCGAAAGCGUAUCUUCGCCGACUGAGAGUAUUCCAGGUGGAUACGUUGUCAAGAAGCGAACUACAGGGACGAAUGACGACAAUGAGGCGGUGGUGUGCGCGUCUGCGAGGAUCGGAACAGCAUUGACCCCGUCGGGCCGCAAAGUAUCCUACGAGUCGGACAGUGGGGACUCAAAUCCCAGUAGGAACACCCAUUCUCGCAAGGCUUUCGGGAUCCACGAUGAACACAGCUACACGUACCGGAGUUGGCAGCAGCGUUUACAGAAGCGGUUUACGUUGCAUCAUGCACCACCGCCACCGCCAGUGGAGCCAAAGAAGAUUGCAAUCUUCGCGUCCACCUUCAACAUGGGCGAAAAGGACGUUCAUGAACAUGAGCUGCACGACUGGAUUCCAUUAGGACAGGAUGUCUACGUUAUUGGUGUGCAAGAGUGCAUGGAUCUCGCAGACUUACAGAUCAAGAUCUUGCGCCACCUCGUCUCGGGAUCUACCAGCAAAUACGUGCACUACUCCCGCGAAAUUGGCAAACGAGCUACAGCGCUGGGCUAUCACGGCUACAUUGCACUCUGUAUUUUUGUACGAGCCACCGCGGUAGCAUCGGGUCGCUUUCGUAUGCCGCACAGACAGAGCAGCAACAAAAAUGCUCAGGAAGUCUUUCGUGGGAAGUCCCUGUUGCUUUUCGGCCGUGCGUCGAACAAAGGCGCAGUGGGCAUGUCGUUCCGGUUCGAUGAUACGUCUUUCGCGUUCGUGACGUGUCAUUUGGCGUCCGACUCGUCCAGCUUGAAGCGUGCCAAACGAAAGAAGAGUUCGAACUCCGUUUUAAAAGGCGGCAAUGGCGAUUCCUCCGGCGACCUCAGCUUACUUAAUCACGGUGGAAGCGUUGCACGGAGCAGCGGUGGAGAUAGUGGAGGUAACAAAGCCUCAGUGUCCGAAGAAGCGACGAUGGAGGCGCAUCAGCCUCCGUCCAAAGUACAGCGGCGCAACCAAGAUGCUAUGGAGAUCCUUCAGCAAUUGUACCUUGACGAAGAGGAUUACGGAUUCGGGUUCUCCCAGCUACACCACCACAGCUUUAUCCUCGGCGACUUCAACUACCGAAUGACACGCAAGGGUGCAACACCGAUAGAGAUGCUCGAGCUACUCGUGAAUGCUGGAACAGAACAGCAUCAUACACCGGAGGACAUUUACACAAUGUGUCUAUCAUCGCCGUGCUCGCCAGCUAUGCUUCAAACGUCGAGGAGCGAGCAAUCUCCUCAAACGGGCGAGGGCGACUUUCGACAGUGCGUAACUCCCAAAGUGCAGAGCCCGACACCGAUUGUGACAGCACGAAGGAGCCACCGGUACGUCAGAGCGCGCACUGGAACGGCAGCAAGCAACAGCGGCAGUAGUUCGGCGCCGUUCUUACUUCGGACACUGGUCGAGGAGCACGACGAGCUCUACCAGUUGUGUCGCUCGCAACAGAUUUUCCACGGCUUCCAGGAGAACGAGAUCAAUUUCUUCCCGACAUUUCGCCGUAUCCGAGGGAAGGCACUGCGCGAACCACUCGAUGCAGACACGUUUCAGCAGAAUUAUUCUCUCGUCGCAACCCACGGCGGCUAUCGAGUACCGUCCUACACGGACCGCGUCUUCUACAGUUCGCUAGCUGGCAUGCAGGAUUCCCUCCGGUGCCUCUCGUAUGAUUCAUGCGAGGCUGUAACCUCGUCGGACCACAAACCAGUGUCAGCGUGCUUCGAGGUGGCGCUACUCGCAUCGCAGAAGACGUCCUCUGCGUCCCUCUUGGCGGAAGAUGCCUUGUGGAACGCCAACUCGACAGACGCCAACCCCAUGAUCCUCCGCGCAGAGGGAUCGUUUGCCGCUUCCAGAAUGAAAGACGUUCCAGGCGCGUGCGAGCUCCGCCUUCGUAUCGAGUUCCGCUCUAUCCACUGGAUCGACGCCGUGGACUCGGCGCUCUUUGAUCGAGCUGAGCACGUGCAGUUCGGUUUCCUCUUCCCACUUCCCUGCGAAGAUGUCUUCGCGCCACAGCGAAAGCUGCAUGAGGUGGCGGAACACUUGACGUUUGGUGGAAGCGAGAGCACCAAUACUGGCGGCAUGGGCUUUGCAUCCACCAUCACCCCCACUUCCAACUUCCACACUUUGAAGUGGCAUGAGUUCGUCAAUGGUGGGCUACGGUACCAUACGCUAGCGGGGGGCAUGGGGCGCAAGCACGUGGCCGUAAUGCUGCGCUCGCUGAGUCGGGGGCGUUCCAUGUCCAAGACUUCUUCGGCGUCGCGGUUGCUUGGGGGUAGCUGCUCCCCUUCGCCACACACCAGCGUAACCUCCAUCGCAUCAACGUGCUCACCGACACCGCACGGCAGCUCUAUGCAUUUCGGCCACGGUACGUUCUGCGCCGAGGGCAUGGCCAAGAAGCGCGAAGUGUGCGUGCCAUUGACCCUGGGCGGAAGACUGCUGGGCCGCCUCCAAUUACGGGUGUCGCUGCAAAUGCGCCAGAAGAAAUGA